Messenger RNA from Hydra vulgaris (swiftwater hydra), 761 nucleotides. NCBI's taxonomy places the organism in Eukaryota, Metazoa, Cnidaria, Hydrozoa, Anthoathecata, Hydridae. The record is from RefSeq and is a predicted model, not a curated record.
UUUUAAACCUGACUUUACAUGAUUAAGAAUGACGAUUAUGUCUUUUUCAUUGCAUGUCAUUUUUUUGGGCAAAACAUAUAUCAGGCAUUGGUGGUGAGGAUCUACGAAAUUUUGUCAUGAGAGCGAUGCCAGUUUUACUAGAUGGUCAGCUUGCUCGUCAAUUCAAUUUGACAGGGCAGAAGGGGAAAAAAUCGUUUAAAGCACUAUUGCUUUGUCAAGUUUUUUUGAGCGCUGUGAAACUAAACCCAAAUACUAAUCAAUGCAAUAAUAAAGAUAUUGAAAUUGACUUAUCAAAAUGGUUUUCAAACGCAAGAGAUCGUGGUACUGACGGUCGCCGGUAUUCAAUUACGAAAGCUACAACGACUGCUCCCAGUUCAGAUUAAUGGACAAAAAAAACAUUAAACGUCUUUCAAAAAUUGUUUUAUUUACUCAGUUUUUUAAAUAAAGAACAAAAUUCACCAAAAUCGGUUUAUAAAGUCUUUCAAAUAUCCUGCUAAAUUGCGAAACUAACAUUUUUAAUAUUAACAAUUUACUUAUAUCCGUUCGUAGAGAAAAAUAAACCAGAAAACUUACGGGACCGUCGUGGGCAUUCCUGUAAAAUAUCGAAUAUGGGACCCUUAUGGGCAUCACAUAACGCAAACGUGUAUAAUACCAGAUAGCCUAUAUGGGAACCAUAAGGGCAAAUAAACGGUAAAUAUAUGGGACCCUUAUGGGCAUCCCAGGGGGCAACUUUUCUGGUUCCCAGAUGGGACCCCGGGACA